AUGACUACUCAAGAGUCAAAAGCCAACAACGGCUUCUCGGCAGUGCUUGACUUCUCCAAAUUCCCUACUCCCCCAAAUUCCAUCAACAAGUAUGAAGCUCGAACGUAUCUGAAAGGUCGACUCGCCCUAGCUUUCCGUCUCUUCGCCAAAUGCGGCUUCGAUGAAGGAGUGGCCGGCCACAUUACGCUGCGUGACCCAGUCAGCCCAGACCAUUUUUGGGUGAAUCCAUUUGGCCUUGCUUUCAGCGAGAUAAAAAGCUCCGAUCUUAUCCUUAUUGCUCCGCAAGGCCAGAUUGUGGAUGGGGGACCAAAUCGCCUUCUCAAUCAAGCUGCAUAUAUGAUUCACCACGCUGUUCAUACAGCUCGACCGGACGUUAUCUGUGUAGCGCAUGCUCAUAGUAUAUACGGUCGGUCAUUCUGCGCCCUCGGCCGCGAACUUGACAUUAUAAGCCAAGACGCUUGCGCCUUCUACAAUGAUCACGCUGUAUAUAGGCAGUUUAACGGCAUUGUGCUGGCAGAAGAAGAGGGUCGGAAUAUUGCCAAAGCCAUCGGCAAAGGAAAAGCGUUCUCGAGAAAUGCUGCCGUACUCAACUUUUGGCCGAUGCUGCCGCUGGAAGCCGAGGGGAAUCUACCAUCAAAGAUCGAGGAAGAGGACGCUGCAUUCACUUAUAAAUGCGUUGGCACGCCCAGAGCUGGAUGGUUUGCGGCCACUGCCAUGUUUGAUGUCAUGGCAAAAGAAGUUGGUCGAGAAUACUUGCAAUAA
This is a messenger RNA of Cladophialophora psammophila CBS 110553, 762 nucleotides long. RefSeq lists its product as uncharacterized. The coding region runs from base 1 to 762 and encodes 253 amino acids. The transcript has 2 exons. Gene Ontology annotation, molecular function: actin filament binding. The record is from RefSeq and is a predicted model, not a curated record. Gene Ontology annotation, cellular component: cytoskeleton. Lineage: Eukaryota; Fungi; Ascomycota; Eurotiomycetes; Chaetothyriales; Herpotrichiellaceae.